AUGUCGUUUCGUGGGUUAGCUACCAUUAGACUGUUUGCUCCAGCAGAACAGCAAAGCGUCGCCAUCUGUGCAACCACACCAUGCCAUAACAAAAACAAAACCGCAGCAGAAGCAAAUAAAAAACAGCCGUCGACUGUCCAUUUACUGCCGAGAAGAAAGGACAGUGUUUUCCAGCUCUAG
Colletotrichum truncatum is the source of this 180-nucleotide messenger RNA. Lineage: Eukaryota; Fungi; Ascomycota; Sordariomycetes; Glomerellales; Glomerellaceae. The record is from RefSeq and is a predicted model, not a curated record.